CCUGAGGGCCCCUGGCCCCCGGAGGGCCCCUGGUCGGUCAGACCCGCAGCCCAGCGGUCCGGCCUGCCUCUCAGGGAGCUGGCCGCUACCCUGCAGGAGAAGAGAGCCGAACGGGCCUCCAGGGGCCGGCCGGGGCCCCACAGCCUCAGUGCCUGGGAGGCCUGGGGCCCCGCACACAUCAUCCACCCCCGGAGGCUGGGCCCCUGGGCCGGAUGGGAGGCCCUCGGCCGCCUGCAGCUGUGGCGCGGCGCGCUGCACACCGUCGAGAGCCGGUUUGGGGUGGGCAUCAAGGCGUACUUCGUCUUCCUCAGGUACCUGUUGUACAUGAACCUGCUCCACAGUGUGUUGGUCCUGGCCUUCAUCCUGGGGCCCGCGGCAGGGGAAAUAGGGGCCAGCUUCAAUGCUUCUCUCGGCUUUCUUUACACCAACGCAUCAUUGGACAUUCUCCUUGGAACUGGCUUCCUGGAGAGAUCUCCUGUCUUCUACGGGUUCUACUCCUCCAGCUCCUCCACCCACCCCUGCCUGAACCCAGCGCUGCUGUACCUCACAGCGGUCCUCGUCAUCUUCAGCCUCAGCCUCAUCGUGCUGGUCCGCAGGAUGGCGGUGGCCUACAGGCGCAGCUGGUUGCUGGGGCAACGCCACGCGGUGAACCUGAGCCUCCGGGUGCUGAGCGGCUGGGACUUCACCGUCCAGGACCCCACCGCCGCCGCCCUGAUGCACGGCCUCAUCAGGAACCACCUGAAGCUCUACCUGCAGGAGCAGGCCUUCAGCCUGCGCGAGGCUCAGAGGACCCUGCCUCAGUGGGGGGUGCUCUACACGCUGAGGGUCUCGCUCAACCUCUUCGUUCUGUCUCUGCUGGGAGGAGCCUUCGCCCUCAUCUACUCCUCCACCGUGUGGUCCAAUGAGAAGCUCUGUGUCGAGGCUGGGUUCUGGCGCACUCUGCUGUUCCAGUAUCUCCCGGCCGUCACCAUGAACCUGGUCAACCUGCUCCUCCCUCACGUCUUCAGGAAGGUCUCCUCUCUGGAGGACUACUCCCUCUCCACUCAGGUCAACGCCACCUUCAUGAGGAGCAUCUUUCUGAAACUGGCCUCGCUGGGAAUCUUCUUGUUCUUCAUAUUUAAAACCGACCGCCAACAAGGAGACUCGUGUUGGGAGAACCAGUUUGGGAGAGAGAUGUACAAGCUGGUGAUGCUGGACUUCAUGGCCAGUAUCCUCAUCACUCUGCUGGUGGACCUUCCCACAAGGAUGCUAAAGAACACGUGUCCGUCAUGCUGGCUGGCGCGGUUGUCAGGGAAACAGCGAUUCCAGGUCCCGUUCAACGUCCUCAACCUGGUGUACAACCAGACGGUGCUGUGGGCCGGCGUGUUCUACUGCCCCCUGCUGCCGCUCUUAGGCACUGUCAAACUGGUGACGCUGUUCUACUUCAAGAAGUUCAAAGUGCUGCGCUGCUGCGCUCCGGAGCAGAGGAUGUUCAGAGCCGCCAGUUCAUCGGUCCUGUUCCACUUCAUGCUGCUGCUGGGCCUCUUCAUGGUGGCAGGCACCCUGGGCCUGGACGUCACGAGGUCCAGGUCCAAGCCCUCCCCCUGCGGGCCCUUCGCGGGCGGCAGUGUGCUGAACUCGACGGGCGUGUGCGUGGCCAGCCUCCCAGGGCCGCUGCAGUCCAGCCUCCGCUACCUGGCCUCCGGGCCCUUUGUGGUGCCCCUCAUCAUGGCGGAGAUGUUGAUCCUAAACUACUUCUUCAUUCUGAGGCGAGCCAACCGGAGCGCGGCCGAGCGCCUCAAGCACCUGCUGGUGACGUCUAGUGCAGAUAAGCGUUUCCUGGUGAUGGUGUUGGGAGAACUUAGCGCCGACACGAAGAGCGACUCUUUAAACCUCUCCGGCCGGACAGUACAGCUACUGGACCCCCCAGUGGACCCCCAGCUGACCCCAUAA
Gadus chalcogrammus (walleye pollock) is the source of this 1932-nucleotide messenger RNA. It is a transcript of the gene tmc8, whose product is annotated as transmembrane channel-like 8. The record is from RefSeq and is a predicted model, not a curated record. Gene Ontology annotation, cellular component: plasma membrane. The annotation marks the transcript as partial. The transcript has 14 exons. Gene Ontology annotation, molecular function: mechanosensitive monoatomic ion channel activity. Lineage: Eukaryota; Metazoa; Chordata; Actinopteri; Gadiformes; Gadidae.